This is a messenger RNA of Sturnus vulgaris (Common starling), 4047 nucleotides long. It is a transcript of the gene CTSD, whose product is annotated as cathepsin D. Lineage: Eukaryota; Metazoa; Chordata; Aves; Passeriformes; Sturnidae. The record is from RefSeq and is a predicted model, not a curated record. Gene Ontology annotation, molecular function: aspartic-type endopeptidase activity. Gene Ontology annotation, biological process: proteolysis.
GUGUUUAUUCCCCUUUCCCGGGGGCUGAGUCACGGCCCGAGGCGCCGGGGGUCACCCCGGGGUGGGGGGGGAGCCGUGAGGCGGCGCCCCCGGCCCCGCGCCCGCUCCCCGCCCCUGCCCGCCCUCACGUGACGCCGCCGGUUGCAAUUUUAGACCGUCAGCUGACUCGAGAAAUCCGUGGAGAGCGGCCGCUCUGCCUACAAAAACAGCGACGGGAAGCGGGAGCGGCGUCGCGGCCUCUUCAGCGUCGGGACCUUCAGCCUCCGACCCCUCGCCACCGCCGCCAGCAGCGCCAUCGCCGCCAUGGGGCUCCGCGGCCUCCUCCUGCUGCUCGCCCUGGCCGGGUCCUGCGCCUCCCUCAUCAGGAUCCCCUUGACCAAGUUCCCUUCCAUGCGGCGGAUCCUGAGAGAGGCAGGCAGUGAGAUCCCAGAUACGAAUUCCAUCACGGAGGCCAUCAAGUACAAGCUGGGCUUUGCCGAAGAGGGCAAGCCCACUCCAGAAAUUCUGAAGAACUACAUGGAUGCCCAGUAUUACGGUGUGAUUGGUAUUGGAACACCUCCCCAGAAUUUCACCGUGAUCUUUGACACUGGCUCCUCCAACCUCUGGGUGCCAUCCGUGCACUGUUCCAUGUUGGACAUUGCCUGCAUGGUGCACCACAAGUACGACUCUGCUAAAUCCAGCACCUAUGUGAAGAACGGCACCAAGUUUGCCAUCCACUAUGGGACAGGGAGCCUUUCUGGAUUCCUCAGCCAAGAUGUAGUCACGCUUGGUGACUUGAAAAUCCAGCAUCAAAUCUUUGGGGAGGCCACGAAGCAGCCAGGCAUGACAUUCAUCGCUGCCAAGUUUGAUGGCAUCCUGGGCCUGGCAUUCCCAAAGAUCUCUGUGGAGGGCGCCGAGCCUUUCUUCGAUAACGUCAUGAAACAGAAGCUGGUCGAGAAAAAUAUGUUCUCUUUCUACCUAAACAGAGAUCCCUCUGGUGUCCCUGGCGGUGAGAUGGUCCUGGGAGGGACUGACCCCAAGUAUUACAAGGGCGAGUUCAGCUGGUUCAACGUCACACGCAAGGCCUACUGGCAGAUCCACAUGGAUUCGGUGGAUGUUGCCAACGGGCUGACCGUGUGUGAGGGGGGCUGUGAGGCCAUUGUAGACACGGGAACCUCACUCAUCACUGGCCCCACCAAAGAAGUGAAGAAGAUACAGGAGGCCAUUGGUGCAAAACCACUCAUAAAAGGCGAGUACAUUAUCCCCUGUGAAAAAGUGCCAACGCUGCCUAACGUCACAAUGACAAUAGGAGACAAGGCCUUCGUCCUCACAGGACAGCAGUAUGUCCUCAAGAUUUCUUCAUCAGGAGAGACUAUAUGCAUGAGUGGCUUUUCAGGCCUGGACAUCCCACCCCCUGGAGGCCCACUCUGGAUCCUGGGAGAUGUCUUUAUUGGACCCUACUACUCCGCCUUUGACCGUGAUAACAACCGUGUUGGCUUUGCAACAAGUGCCUAAACACCUGACCCCCACUGCCUCUGUCACACACACACUUAAACACACACACAUGGGAGCUGUAGAGAAAGGUUACCAGUAUUAGAAACCCAGUGAGUGGAAAGGAGAGAAAAAAAAAAAAAAAAAAGAGAAAGAAAUGGAACUAGAUUUAAAAUUACAUGGAAAAUAGUCAUAGUGCCCUGCUAGCUACUUUCUCCACUCUGCUGAGUAAGUGGUGCUGGGAGGUCUCUAGCUGACAACUCCAGCUGGAGUAGUCCCUUGCUUUACUGCUAGGUCUUCCAGUAGUUCUUUUUGAGAAUGAUUCUCAGAGCUGAACAAGGCCCUCUCACAUCUCCCAGUGCUGGUGUCCUUCCUGCAGGUGGGGGAGGGCACCUGGCUGAAACCAGCCCCUGGCACAUCUGUUCAUGCAGAGAGGCUGUGCUACUGCUCUUGUGUUUGGUUUUCUGUGCUGGGGGAGAAGGACAAGGGAAGGCUGUCUUGCACAUUAGUUCUUAUUGCUUUUUCACUCAUGAAGUGGGGGAGUGGAUGGCCUGAGAGAAUGUGUCAUUAUGACCCCUCCUUGGCAGGUUGAGGCAGUGACCAGUAGGUCAUUUUGCAAGAAGUUUGUGCUGGCUUGGUCCUAGGAGAGCAUGUGCUGGGGAAGCACAGUAGUGUGCCCAAGGGAUGAGUUUCAGAGCCUGAGGGCUGUGAUGGUGUCUUGUUUAGUGUUGGCACUAGUGGGAGAGCUGGGAGGCAUGAUAUCCACAUGCCUGACAUAGUGGGACAGGGGUUUGGGGGGGGCUCUAGCCAGUCCAGGGGGACUUUUCAGUCAGUAUGAAUAUUAAGGGGUCAAGAUAGGUUAUAAUAGAGGUUGCUUGAAUUCAGGGCCAUGAAGGUCCAGCCUUCUGCUGAGCAAAGUCAUGUGGCACAAGUUCUCUCUCGAGUUUAGUGACCUUCUCCCAGGUUCCCCAAACAGCAAAUCUUCCCGGCUUCAACCACAGCCAGUGAGUUGAGAAUAAUGUUUCCUGAAGCAACUAAGUGAUCUGCAAGCUGAAACCAUACUGGUAAAAUCCAUGUUUGUCAGACUCAUAAGAGCUUUUGGAAACAUGAUUCACAGCAUUCUGAACUGCCCAAAACUCAAGAGACAGUUGGCAGAGCCAGCAAACCUCCUGGGCAUGAGGAUACCAUGGCAGUUGCUGGACUUGGAUUCACUUUCCCUGCUGCCCUCUCCCAAAAUCCAACACCUUUAACACCCUGUGUACCUGCUUUCCACUGUUCUAACACUGGUGAGCUCUGUUCAUGUCCAGCUGUGUUGCAGAGAGAGUGAGGCACAAUCCUGCUUCGAAUUUAGCUGAUUUAGCUGUGCACGCAGAUCCUCCCAGUGAGCCAGGAUCUGCACAUGUGGAGCCAUUUGCUGGGCUGGCACUGGUAGGCAAACACUGGUGGAGCUGGGAGGAUGAUAAAAUGAGUUUUAAUCAGUACUGGAGAGCAGGAGAGAGCCUGCCAAGAAUCCCAGCCCCUGUGCUGGGAGUAAAAGACUUCAUUUUCCCAGUGUGCUGGAUCAGGUCCUGAAGUUAGGGGAGUGGCAAAAGGAUAAGAUUAGUGGCGGCCAUGACCCCAGACCAGGCUAAGCAGAUGGCAAGAUCCUGGCUACCCAAAAUUCACUGAUAAUCCUGCCAGCAGUAGUAGUGGGGCCAAGAAAUUUUUUGAGGAAGGUCUUCGGGCAGUGAGUGAAUAGACGGUUUUGCCCAGUGAAGUAAGUUUGGCAUUAUAACCAUUCACCUUGGAGGGAUCUGGCAUUGACAGUGGGGACAGGUGUAGGCACACAUGGGACACAUAUAUUAUCCUCUACAACCCCAGAUGUGACAAAUGCUGCUCCACAAAGCUUGCUUCUGCCUCCUCGUAAUCUUCACCUGGAACUCCACAUCUGGACACCAAAGGACAACUCUUUUAGACUGGCGAGAGAACAGUAGCAUGUUACCAAAAAGAAAAAAAAUCUUCAGUAGCUGCUCCAAAAUUAGCUAAUAUUCAGCACCUCUCCAGAGAUCUUCAGUUUCAUACCAGUUAAGUGCCCAGGGCUCCUUCAAGUUCUGCUACAUCGUUUCCCAGCCGCAAGAUUUCUUCAGCACGGGGAGACAGAUUUGGCCCCUUGGGUACCUGCUGAACAGGCCUGAUGUGAGGGGGAAGCUUGGCAUUGACCUGGCAGUGGCUUUUGAACAUCUUCAGCAUCAGAUUUCAGUGGGAUGUGCAGCACAGCCCCAGGCAGAGUGCUUGGGCCAUGGCUGUGCUGGUCCCGGCACAGAAACUCCAGGUGGGCUGAUACCUGCCAGCAGGCAGGAGGCAGCUGCCUGGGGAAAGCGUGGCCCAGAGCGAUGCCCUGAGUGACACACUGUAGGAUAGGCUGGAGGACCAGUUCACUGCAGUCUUCCCUGAAUGGGUGUCCUCCCCUUGUUGUUUUAUUUGCAUUUUUAAACCCAUCUCUAAUCAUGUGACUGGUUUUAAAAAAUUAUUUUGCUGUCAGAAUUAAUUGUCUCUUCAUAGAAAAUUGAAAAGAAAAUACAGUAUUUUCCCCUUUAA